Molecule: messenger RNA, 12449 nt
Organism: Hypanus sabinus (Atlantic stingray)
Lineage: Eukaryota; Metazoa; Chordata; Chondrichthyes; Myliobatiformes; Dasyatidae
Product: SLIT-ROBO Rho GTPase-activating protein 3
Exons: 22
Coding region: 541-3849 (1102 amino acids)
Biological process (GO): signal transduction; negative regulation of cell migration
Cellular component (GO): cytoplasm
Molecular function (GO): protein binding
Source: RefSeq, a predicted model, not a curated record
GCAGUAACCAAACACUGGCUUCAGACAUAUUUUCUCUCUCUCCCCUUCCCUUCACUCAAAUGUAGUUCGGUGCUCUGCAGCGGAUUAAGUUACGGUCGGGAGGUUCCGGGACCCAGGGGAGAGUGGAGCGGGAUGAGAGGUUGCGGGCAAGCCGGAGGAGGCGGCCAGACGAAAGGCAGUAAAGGGUUGCGGCGCUGAAACUGCUCCCACCAAAGACCCAGAACGGAGCAGACGCGUGUAUUUCUGUUCAGGUUAGACUAGUCAGGUUUGUUUUGUGAAAAGACCCCCCGAGCCCGUUAGUAAUAUGAAUUCAGGAACGGAACAGCAUUAAACUGUGUGUUUGAAAAUCCCUGCUCCGCUUAACCAAGGGGGUGAAGAAGGAGGUGUUUUUUUCCCUCUCAAUCCAUAUCAAAGCGUGAAACCGACACGGAGUGUGGCUGAGAGACAGUGUUCGGAUCUCUCUCUUUCUUAAACACACACACAACGCCUAGGUUUCCCCAGCGAAACAGAGGAGUUAGACUUGCUCACCAACUGAUCAGCAUGUCAUCUCAAGGAAGAUUCAAAAAAGACAAAGAGAUUACUACAGAAUACGAGACCCAAGUCAAAGAGAUCCGAGCACAGUUGGCGGAGCAGCUGAAAUGUCUGGAGCAGCAAUCGGAAUCCCGUCUCCAGCUUCUGCAGGAUUUACAGGAGUUCUUCAGGAGGAAGGCGGAGAUCGAGGUGGAGUACUCGCGGAGCCUGGACAAGCUGGCGGAGAGGUUUGCAGCAAAGAUCCGCAGCUCAAAGGAACAUCAACAGUUCAGGAAAGACCAACAUCUACUGUCACCCGUGAACUGCUGGUACCUGGUCCUCAACCAGACACGACGAGAGAGCAAAGACCAUGCCACACUCAAUGACAUAUACACCAACAACAUCAUCGUUCGCCUAACGCAGAUCAGCGAGGACGUAAUUCGGCUCUUUAAAAAGAGCAAGGAGAUCGGCCAACAAAUGCAUGAGGAGCUGCUGAAGGUCACCAACGAGCUGUACACUGUGAUGAAAACCUACCACAUGUACCACGCAGAAAGCAUCAGUGCGGAGAGCAAGUUGAAGGAGGCCGAGAAGCAGGAGGAGAAGCAGUUCAGCAAAUCGGGGGACAUCAACGUGAACCUCUUGCGGCACGAGGACAGACCGCAGCGGCGCAGUUCCGUGCGGAAAAUCGAGAAGAUGAAGGAGAAGCGUCAAGCCAAGUAUUCUGAAAACAAACUGAAGUGCACAAAAGCAAGGAACGACUACCUGCUUAACCUCGCGGCAACAAAUGCAGCAGUGGCCAAGUACUACAUCCACGAUGUCUCCGACCUGAUUGACUGCUCUGAUCUGGGAUUCCAUGCUAGCCUGGCACGCACCUUUCGGACUUUCCUCUCGGCAGAGUAUAACCUGGAGACGUCUCGGCACGAGGGACUGGACCUCAUUGAGAAUGCUGUGGACAAUCUGGACGCCCGGAGUGACAAGCACAAGGUCAUGGACAUGUACAACCAGAUCUUCUGUCCACCUACCAAAUUUGAAUUCCAGCCACACAUGGGAGAUGAGGUGUGUCAGGUGAGCGCCCAGCAGCCGGUUCAGACUGAGCUUCUGAUGAGGUAUCAGCAGCUGCAGUCCCGUCUGGCCACACUGAAGAUUGAGAAUGAAGAGGUCAGGAAGACACUGGACGCCACCAUGCAGACACUGCAGGACAUGCUAACUGUGGAGGACUUCGAUGUGUCUGACGCGUUCCACCACAGCCGAUCCACAGAGUCAGUCAAAUCUGUCGCCUCUGAGACUUACAUGAGCAAGCUCAACAUCGCAAAGCGAAGGGCUAAUCAACAGGAGACCGAGAUGUUCUACUUCACAAAGUUCAAAGAGUACCUGAAUGGGAGCAACUUGAUCACGAAGCUUCAGGCCAAACACGAUCUCCUGAAGCAAACACUGGGAGAAGGUGAGAAGGCCGAAUGUGGUACUUCAAGGCCCCCAUCGGUUCCCCCUAAGCCACAGAAAAUGAGGAAGCCUAGGCCUCGAUCACAGUAUAAUCAUAAAUUGUUUAAUGGCGAUAUGGAGACGUUCAUACAGGAUUCCGGACAAGCCAUCCCACUUGUGGUGGAGAGCUGCAUUCGAUUUAUCAACCUUUAUGGUUUACAGCAACAAGGCAUUUUCCGAGUUCCUGGCUCUCAGAGUGAAGUCAAUGACAUCAAGAAUGCUUUUGAGAGAGGGGAAGAUCCUCUUGUGGACAACCACAACGAACAUGACAUCAACUCGGUAGCCGGCGUCCUGAAGCUGUACUUCCGAGGCCUGGAAAAUCCACUCUUCCCCAAGGAGAGAUUCCUGGAUCUGAUGUGCUCCAUCAAGAUCGACAGCGUUGUGGAGAGGAUCCACCACAUCCAGCAGAUCAUUGUGACGCUCUCGCGAACCGUCAUUAUCGUGAUGAGAUACCUGUUCGCCUUCCUCAACCACCUCUCCCAGUACAGCGACGAAAACAUGAUGGACCCCUACAACCUGGCCAUCUGUUUCGGCCCAACCUUGAUGCCGAUCCCUGAGGGACAGGACCCUGUCUCCUGCCAAGCCCAUGUCAACGAGGUGAUCAAAAGCAUCAUCGUGAACCACGAGGGCAUCUUCCCCAGCCACAAGGAGCUGGACGGGCCGAUGUACGAGAAGUGUAUGGCUGGAGGCGAGGAAUACUGUGACAGCCCCCACAGUGAGCCGGGGACCAUCGACGAGGUGGACCACGACAAUGGAACGGAGCCCCACACCAGCGAUGAUGAGAUUGAGCAGAUCGAAGCCAUCGCCAAGUUCGACUAUGUUGGCCGCUCGCCGCGGGAGCUGUCGUUCAAGAAGGGAGCCUCCCUGCUGUUGUACCACAGAGCCUCCGAGGACUGGUGGGAGGGACGGCACAAUGGGCUGGAUGGUCUAAUCCCGCAUCAGUACAUUGUGGUACAGGACAUGGACGACGCCUUCUCUGACAGCCUGAGCCAGAAAGCGGACAGUGAGGCAAGCAGCGGCCCACUGCUGGAUGACAAGGCCUCCUCGAAGAACGACCUCCAGUCUCCUUCGGACAACUUGCCAGAGUUUUCCUUCGGAGGUAUCCUGGGCAGGGUGCGCUUAAGGUCGGACGGAGCUGCCAUCCAGCGGCGUCGGAGUGGAGGGGAUGCCCACAGCCCAGUCAGGGGCUCCGGACCGGCCAUCGACACACCCCCACGGGCUGCAGCCUGUCCCAGCAGUCCCCAUAAGAUCACCGUCAGCCGGGGCCGGAUGGAAAGCCCGGAGAAGAGGCGGCUAGCCACUUUCGGCAGCGCUGGCAGCAUUAAUUAUCCUGAUCGGAAGAAUCUGGCAGACGGGCACCCCAUGCGGCAGACAUCAGUCUCCACCCGUCACAGCAGCCUUGGUGACCACAAGGCGUUGGAGGCAGAGGCGCUGGCCGAGGAUAUAGAGAAGACCAUGAGUGCUGCCCUGAAUGAGCUGCGGGAGCUGGAGAGGCAGAACACGGCCAAGCAGGCACCCGACGUGGUUUUGGACACGCUGGAGCAGAUGAAGAACCCGCCGAGCGGCGCGGUGAACUCCGAGCCGGCCAGCCCGCUGCACACCAUCGUCAUCCGCGACCCCGACGCCGCCAUGCGCCGCAGCUCCAGCUCCUCCAGCGAGAUGAUGACCACCUUCAAGCCGGCCCUCUCCGCCCGCCUGGGGGGCUCGCAGCUCCGGCCCCCUCCCAUGAGGCCCGUGCGCCCCGUGGUCCAGCACCGCUCGAGCAGCAGCGGCAGCAGCUCGGGAGUCGGGAGUCCAGCCGUGACCCCUACCGAGAAGGUCUUCCCCAACAGCGGGGGUGACAAGUCCGGCACUAUGUGACCCACCCAGCCUCAUUCCCAGUACGAAGCACCGCCUGAACAGAGAGAAGGAAGCCUUCCAGCCAGGGUUAGGCUUCUGUUCCCGUCCCUUUGAUUAACGAGACUGAGGUAAACGUGUAGUUGAUGCCGUUUCCCUGGUGAAACCGGUUUGCCAAGAGCAGGAGAUCAGUGUCGGCCCAGUCUCCCUGCACUCGCACAUCCGCAAAACCGCCUCCACUUCAGCGACACCUGGGAUGAACGGCCCUUAAUCUGCACGUCCUGAGCAGGCUCAGGAGAGCUGGCUAUCCAAGCAAUACAAGCAGGUGCAGGGGCUGCGUCCUGUGGGAGUGAAGGAGGAAAUACAGUUUGGGAGGAGGCCGCCGAGAAGGAGCAACAAAACACAUUUCAUUUCAGCUCCAACUGAGAACAUCUGGGAGUUCCUUCCACUGGAACAUCUCCACAUCCACUCCUCCCUCACGAUGUUUGUGGUUAAGCCAACUACUCUGGUGCCCAGUAUCAACACUGUAAAUAGAUGGCAGAGGCAAGAGCUUCACUCCCCCUGCUUGUACUGAGCAAGUGGGGGAAGGGGGAAUUGACGUAUACAUAUUGUAGCACAGUAUUACCAGUUUAAUGAUUAACUAAUUAAUAUUACAGUUGUACUUAAUGCAGCAUAACGUAACAAUAAUAUGGAAAUUAGGCAAAGAGUGUGUGUCUAAAAUAUGUAGAUUAACUUAUCCUACUUUUUGUGAAGCAUUUAAUCUAUGUAGUAUUCCUUUUGUAAGAAAAUGUUUUCGAUGUACAUAGUGUCACAGAAACAGGCAAAGGGACUGUGUGAUAUUUAAUGUGAUAUUUCAUCAUCUCCUUGGACAACUGCACAUGAUCGUUAAGGUUCCUUUAGUUUACACUGUGUGUGUGUGUGUGUGUGUGUGUGUGUGUGUGUGCGUGUGUGUCUCUGUGCGCGCACGCAUGUGUGUGUGUAGGGGAGGGUGUAGCUGGCUUGUGUUUUUUGAGGACUGAUGUCACUACGUGGUUAGGAUGUCAGACUUGGGAAAGUCUCCUGAAAGGUGAACAAUUCAGAGGAUGUUCAUUUUGUCCGUGUGCCCGUUCAGUUGUUGUAGACAGCAUUACAAACUGUGUAACUGGGAGUCCAUUGAGCUUAUAUCUUUGGCCAUAGAAUAGGGCAGGUGGUCUUUGCGUAGCAUUUAAUUAUUACCUUUGUAGAAGGCAGGAGCUCCCUCAGACCUGUGCAGCUCGAUUCAGGCUGGGGUAAGCUGGCUGAGGUGUUACCUUGCCCCUUCCUCUCUCUCCAAGACUUGAUUGACUUGCUGCCAACAGACAGGCAAGCACUCACCAACGUGGUUAACUUCCACCCCUCACACACGAGCCAGGCUGUGCAACGCUGAGGGAACAGUGGAGUGGGGAUAUCGACUAGGAUAGUAAUUCCCCUACCCCACCACCUCAAUGUUAUUCUGUCAACUCAGGGACAAAGAUGGUAUCUGGGUUUGGCAGCCGCUGGGGACUGGUGACUUGGCAGUGUAGAGGGGGGUCGGACCAAUCGCAUUUAGUGUUUGCUUGACACUGCUUGACACAUGUUGACACUGCUGUCCAAGCCCGGUUAGGAAAAUUAAUUUACAGACCAGCAAGCCAGCCUAGAGUCAUAGAGUUAUACAGCACAGAAACAGGCCCUUCAGCCCAGAUUGCCCAUGCUGACAAACAAGUCUGCCAAAGCUAGUUCCGGUUCCAACGAUUGGCCCAUAUCCCUCUAAACAACGCACCUGUCAAAACGUCUUUUAAAAGUUGUAGCUACACCCACAUCCUCUACUUUGUCUAGCAGCUUAUCCCCAAUACUCGCCACCCUCUGUGUGGAAACAGUUGUCUGUCACGUUCCCUAUAAAUUUUUUCCCCUCUCAUGUUAAAUCUAUUCCCUCUAGCUUUAGACUUCCGUACCCUGGGAAAAAGAUUGUGACUAUCCACUGUAUCUAUGCCCCUCAUGAUUUAAUAAACCUCUAUAACAUCAACCCAACCUCUUACACUCCAAGGAAAACAACUACAGCUCAUGCAGUUUUAUAGCUCAUGCUCUCCAAAUUCAGCAACAUCCUUGGGAAUCUGUUCUGCACCUUUUCCAAUUUAAUGACAUUAUUAUAUAGCUGGACAGAAUACCCCAAGGAUUGGCCUCACCAGUGUCUCGUACAGUUAGUUGUAACAUGACAUCCCAACUCCUGUACUCAGUGGCUUCACCAAUGAAGACAACCAUGCCAAGUGUCUUCUUCAUCAGAUGGUCACAAUGAGGCCACCCUAAGGUUCUGUCUGUAGCCUCUAACCCAAUGGCAUGAACAUUGAUUUCUGUAACUAUUGGUGACUUACCCUCUGCACCUCUUUAUCCCUAUUCUGGCAUCACUUCUCACCUGCCUGUCACCUCCCGCUGGUGCCCCUCCUUCUCCCAUGGUCCACUCUCCUCUCCAAUCAGAUUCCUUCUUCUUCAGCCCUUUACAUCUUCCACCUAUCACCUCCCAGUUCCUCACUUCAUCCCCAUUGCUCCACCCACCUACCUUCCCCCUCAUCUGGUUUCUUCUAUCACCUGCCAGAGCGUACUUGUUCCCCCCAACCCCGACCCAAAUUCUUAUCUGGCUUCUUCCUCCUCCCUCUCCAGUCCUGAUGAAGGGUCUCGGCCCGAAAUGUUGACUGAUUAUUCCUCUCCAUAGAAGCUGCUUGGCUUAAUGAGUUCCUCCAGCAUUUUGUACAUGUUGUCCAAAUGAUAUGAGUGGCCAGGGUUGUGAUCAGAAUCAGGUUUAAUGUCACUGGUAAAUGUUGUUCUGCAGCAUUGCAAUACGUAACAUUAAAAACUUACAAUAAGAAGUAUACUUUCAAACUUAAAUUAAAUAACUAGUACAAACAGAGAGAAAAUAACAGUGAGGCAGUGUUCAUGGUUCAUUGACCAUUCAGAAAUUUGAUGGCAGAGGGGAAGAAGCUGUUGUUGAAACACUGAGUGUGUGUCUUCAGGCUCCUGUACCUCCUCCCGGAUGGCAGCAAUGAGAAGAGAGGAUGGAGAUUCUAAUGAUGGAGGCUGCUUUUUUGAGGUAUUGUCUUUUGAAGGUGUUCUGGAUGCUGGGGAGGCUAGUGCCCAUGAUGAGCUGGCUGAGUUUACAACUUUCUGCAGCUUUUUCUGAUGCUGUGCAGUGGCUCGUCCAUACCAGGCAGUGAAAGAGCCAGUUAGAACGCUCUCCAUGGUAUAUCUGUAGAAACUUGCAAGUGGCAUACCAAAUCUUCUCAAACUCCUCAUGAAUUAUAGCCGCUGCUGUGCCUUCUUUGUGAUUGCAUCAAUAUUUUGAGCCCAGGGUAGAUCCUCAGAGAUGCUGACACCCAGGAACUUGAAACUGCUCACCCUUUCCACUUCUGGUCCCUCGAUGAGGACUCGUGUGUGUUCCCUCGACUUCCCCCAGUCAUUCUCUCAGCUCGUUUAUUCUGGUUUACAAGCCAGAUGUGAGAAUUUUCUACCACCCCAGCCCCAUCGUCAUGGACUUUGGUGGAGUAUCUGGGCUAGAAUGACUUGGUAACAUCAGUAACCACUAUCACUCACUCUCACUGUCCCCAUCCACUGCUCAGCUCUACAAGUUGCAUCCAAUAAAUCACUGCUUGCAGUUGACUGAUGUUCACAGGCUUCCUUUGAUGAUAUCACGAUGCAGCUUGUUCAACUCGCCUUCUUAUUGUGUCAUAUACCAUGGGAACAUGUCCUUCAGCCCACCAGCUCCAGGCUAACGAUCUACUUACAGUGAAAUACACUAAUUUGAUUUUAUUCUCUCCGCUUAAACCCCUCAAGAACCUAUCAAUCCCUGCCUUAGAUACAGCUAAUGACAUCCUUUGCCUUUCUCUGUGGCAAUUAAUUCUGCAGAUUCUGGCUGAAGAAAUUCCUUCUCAUCUCAGUUUUAAAUACCACCCCUCUAACCUGAGACUGCGCCUUCAGAUCCCGAAAUCUCCUACUAAUGGAAGCAUCCUUUCCACGUACAUUCUGUGCAGGCCUUUCAGUAUUCAAGAAGUUUCAAUGACUUUCCCCCCUCAUCCUCCCGAACUCCAUCAAAUCCAAGCCCAGAGGUAUCAAAUACACCUCAUACUUUAAACCAUGGAAAUUUGUUCUGCACCCUUUCCAAUUUAAUGAAUUUAACAAACAGCAUUUUAUCAAAUCCAGGCCCAGAGGUAUCAAAUUCUCUUAACAUGUUAGACCUUUCAUUUCUGGGAUAGUUCUUGUGAAACUCCUCCUCUUGUGAUGUUCCAGGAUGCCCCCCAAACCUCAUUUCAUAACCCGAAACCUGGCAUGUUCUUUCCUCCAUGAAUCAAUGACCUUGCUGGUCUGUGCAGGCCUGACUCUGCAAGGCUACAGGCCCAACUCAGCCUUGUGUUCUGCGAGUUUAUUAACCUGGGAAAGCAAGGAACAGGACAGGCCCAAUCUGACCUGGUACAAACAGGGAUGACGCUAGGGAUCUGCCCUACAAGCAGCGAGAUUACAGGCCUGAUCCAAGGUAGGCUGCCUUGUGCUUAGUCAUCCAUUGGAAUGUAAAGGUUGUCCAGUGUGAGAUACUGAUGACUAUUAUGAAGAUAUGAAGAAUUAUGGAAAGCCAAACCUGCCUGGAGAGGUGCUUCUCUAGGAACAAUAUGCAGGAAUCUGGAGCAACGAUCGAUCUGCUGGAGGAACAGCUGAUUUCCUCCAGCGACUUGUUUCCUGCAUUGGGAGAGCCCGUUGGUUAUAAAAGAGAGUCUGUUCAACGCUGGCACAAUUGUGUGUAUGUGGGCGUGUACUGGUGGAAUUAUGAGUGUGUUUCCGAGUGUUUGGUAACCAGUUGGUUAUUGUCACACAGUGAAAAUCUUUUGUCUGUGUUCCAUCUAGACAGAUGGUUCCAUACACGGCGGUACAAAGGGGUACGAAAGGGAAGGUAUAUAGAGUGUUGCAGUUACAAAGACAGUGUACCGCAGGUAGACAAUUAAAGUUUGAGAGUGUGUGUGCGUGCACGUGAGUGUAAGAGACACACUGUUGCGACGUGAAGUUACUCUGAGGACGGGGUCAGAGACCCACUGUAUGUCCGUGUGGCAUGAGCCCCACACUGGAUCUGUGCUUCACCUGCCUGCAUAUGAAAGUGGCAAAGUCUUUGGGGCUGGAGAUGGUCAAUACGAGCAGCCUUUCAGCCAGUGCGGAGCUGGAGAAAGUACCUGCAGGGGAGCACAGCCAGAACGGACUCAUGUCUAUAAUGGGCUUUAAAACGGAAAAGAGCCUGUAGCAAAGGGAACCCCCUCCCUGCCACUGACAUAUUUCCCUGAUGUUCCACUAUCGCUCCGGACUUGUUGAAGGACUUGAAGUGCAAAAACAUAUAUUCAAAACUCUAUGUAUUGCAAGCACAGUGUUUAAACAAACCACCAGACCAGUCAGAGUGAACCUAAGGGUUAUGUCCUGGUGUGCUUUGGAACAGACAGCUUGUUAGUUUAUUAAUUUUUCAUCUUGGUUUCCUUCACCUUCCCUACACUCUGUUUCCCAGUGAAAAGGGAUCUUCAUACGCAGUAUAGGGCAGGCGGACCAGCCCACAAACUGUGGAAGGUUGUGGCCCCAAAAUGGAACCUGAGCCAGCAACCUUCUGAUUCAGAGAUGACUGCACUGCACUCUCCGCUGGGGGGGGCCCAUUUGACAUUGCUAUAGAGAUUAGAAAGAUCAGAUUCUGCCUCUGGGAAAUCAGUAGCAGGGGGGUACAGGUUCAACAUGAUUCCAAAGGGAGAAGUGAACAUAGAAAUGGUUCCUUUAAGCGCAAACGGUUGGCCUGAUCUGGAAUCCAGUGUGAGAGAGGGCAGUGAACGCAGUUGCUUUGCUGAACUGGGCAAAGAGGAAAACAGUGCAGGGAUGUGGGGACAGAUCGGACUAGUGGGCUUUUUCCCAAAGUCGGCACAGGCACAAGGAACUCUCUUGCGACGGAGACAUGGAGUCACACAGCACCGAAACAGGCCUUUUUGGCCCAUUCUGUCUGUUUUGACCAUCAAUCACCUACUUAUACCAAUCCCAUUUACCAGUAUCUGUUCUGUAGUCUACUGUACAUUGGCAAGUACUUGUCCACAAACAUCAAAAAUAUUGUGAGAGUACCUAGCUCCACCACAUGGCAUGUUCCAGAUACCAACUACCCUGUAAAUGAAACAAUUUUUUCUCAGAUCCCCUCUAAAUUUUCUGACUCAUUACCUUAAACCUAUGCCCUACAGUACUAGACUAUUUUUUAAAUGGAGAAAUGUUUCCUACACCGUCAUUGCCCUCAUAAUUUUGUACAUCUACAUCAAGUUCCUGGCGGUCUCUAAGGAAGACAAGCUUAUCCUAUUUAGCGUCUCCUUAUCAGAGCAACAUUCCAUCCUAGUCAGCAUCCUGGUAAAUCUCCCCCUCCGGUGCAAUCACAUCCUUAGUUUUAGUAUUUUUUGAGAAUCCCAGGAGAUUCAGACAGCAUUAAACUAAUUUCUAAAGGCUAGGCAUAUUAAAUACAAGCCAGAAAGUUAACAGGACUGAUUCCACCGAGAAUUAAAAUAACUAUGGAUAAGAUAAUUCAAGGACUCAGUUUGAAUUUGGGAUUAUUAGUUUACUUUAAAAAAUGUAAACUUUAAAAUAAAUACUGGAAUGUAUUUGUUUAUUGAGACUUGAUAAAGGUUGGUACUUGUGUUCAAGUGUGUUCAUUCUAAAGGCAUCUACUAGAUGCAGCUUCAGAGCUGCAGGCUCCUUCAGUUGGGGAGAGGGAAGGAGGAAUGAGAACCAGAGGGAUGGGACUCAGGAAAAGGGUGGGGGAAUUGUCAGGAUUUCUCCCAACGUCAAAACAGAUUGAAGUAUAGGGAACGAGGGGGAUGGAAUCAGUGUAAGAGUGAGGUACUGAAGAGAUUUUCCUCUUUGGAAGAGUGAUAAGAGCCUCAGUGGAGGGAAGAUCCUGAAGGGGAGGGAAGAAUAUGUAACUGGAGGGAUGAAUCAUGGAUGAAUGGUGAGUGUGAGGGAUUGGUCACACUGGGGUGACAGUAUAAGAUGACUGGGGUGACAAUGAGCUGAAUAGUCCCUUCACUCUUCACGUUCUCAUGGACUCCUGCACCCAUCUCUCCAUUUCCAUUUUCCUCUGUGGCCAGCAUCUGAUGUGUUCUACUCUGAAUGAACCCAAUUGCUCCAGUCAGAUGAUUACUUUUGCAAACUGAGGAACCUGCUUCCAUCAAAAUAUAUAAUUAUGGUAGAUGUGGCGCUGUGGGGUGUAGAGUGGCUGACCCAUGUAGUUUUAAUUCAUUUUCUGGGAAGAACAGAUGUCUUUGUCACAUGCUCAGCUGCCUGUGAUGGUGGUGGGGGGGUACAGCAGAUGCUAUUGGUUUAUUACAGUCACAUGCUCAGAAAGGUUCUUGUUUGUGUGCCAUGCCCUAUAUAACAUCGAGGUAGUGAAAACAAUAUUUUGUUGCAGUUACAGAGAAAUUAAAGUGCAGAUAGACAAAUAAACUGCUAGGGUCACAACGAAGUAGAUUCGAAAACCUAAAGCUCUUCUUUAGUGCAUGAGAGGUCGGUUCAAGAGACUAAUAACAGUCGGAUAGAAGCUGCCUUUGACCUUGCUGGUCCUUAAGGCAUGUAAGUUGUCAGACUGAUCUAUCAGAUUCAGAUUUAUUUAUUAACACACAGUGAAAUGUAUCUUUUGUGUUAAUAACCAACACACCUAAGGAGGUGCUGGGGGCAGCCCGCAAGUACCACCGCAAAUUCCGGCAUCAACAUAGUUUGGCAGAACAACACAAAACGCAAUUAAAGAAAAACAGAACAUAACAAGCAGCAAAACAAGCCCCAUUCCCCCACCUCCCCUCCCACACACACAUACAGACAGUCCACCAACUUCAAGACAGGCUUCAAGUUUCCAGUCCUCGGGCUACUGGACUAAGACAGGAAGAUUAAAGACAUACGUUUUCUUUACCUGUCAAUGAUUUUUCAGCAAUUUAAAUUAACUUUAUUGAAAAGCAAUUGAAAAAUAGAAAUUAAUCCAAUAAUUAAGCUGUGAUGAUGGGAUUAUCAACUGGAUCGUUACCCCAGACUGCUUCCUUAUUGGCCAAUGACAAAACCACAAUGUUACAAUAUCCCUGCUCUCCUACCCUUAUCACAUGUCUGAAUGGGCAAGGACGAUGAAAGGGAUUGGGAACCAGCAAUAGAUCACAAUCAACAAGAUGAGCAUCCCUUCCUUCAUGGCAGUUGCCACCUUGCCUGUUGCGAUCUGGUACAAGAUCUUCAAACCACUCAAAGAUAUGCUGCAAAUUCUGUCAAGCAUACUGAUGCUUCUUGUUUCAAGUUGAGAUGAAAUAGAAUUAGCUUAAUCCACUCACCAGGAGUUUGCACUUAGCUAAGUAGCUUGAUGUUUCAUUACAAUGGAGAUGUUUAAUUUGAUAUCCAAAACAGUAAAUAAUAUAGUAACUUCAUGGACUAAUUUUCCUCCAUGUAUAUGGAGGUUAACAAUAAUCUCACUCUCUGUAUUUAAUAAAACUCAUUUGGUUUCUAAUUAUUUUUUUAAAGUAUCCUUUGGAGUAUGACAUUUUAUUUUGGUACAGUGACUGGAUGCUCACUUUUAUCCCCACAAUGUUUGUUCAUAUUAUGUGCUAUACAUGUAU